This is a messenger RNA of Helobdella robusta, 1220 nucleotides long. RefSeq lists its product as hypothetical. Gene Ontology annotation, biological process: positive regulation of transcription by RNA polymerase II. Gene Ontology annotation, molecular function: cyclin-dependent protein serine/threonine kinase regulator activity. NCBI's taxonomy places the organism in Eukaryota, Metazoa, Annelida, Clitellata, Rhynchobdellida, Glossiphoniidae. Gene Ontology annotation, cellular component: nucleus; mediator complex. The transcript is spliced from 11 exons. Bases 147 to 1061 code for a protein of 304 amino acids. The record is from RefSeq and is a predicted model, not a curated record.
UUUUAUUAACUAACAUUCACUUUUAAAAAAUUUUUCAUAUUUUUUGACGACUUAAGUUUUUAAUGUCACUUAUUUGAGCGUUUUUCUUAUUCAAAUUAACGUUUCCUGAUUUUUAGAUGAGAAAGUUAUUGAUUAGGUAGAAAAACAUGGCUGGAAAUUUUUGGCACAGUAGCCAUUAUCAACAAUGGCUUCUAGAACGGUCAGACUUGCUUAGGGAAAGACAUGAAGACCUAUCUGUGCUGACGGCCGAGGAAUAUCAGAAAAUAAUCAUAUUCUUUGCUAAUGUCAUCCAAGUCAUGGGAGAAAACUUGAAGAUGAGGCAACAAGUCAUUGCAACAGCAACCAUCUACUUCAAAAGAUUCUAUGCCAGGAAUUCUUUCAAGUGCAUUGAUCCACUUUUAGUGGCCCCAACGGCUCUGUUCUUGGCUUCAAAAGUUGAGGAGUUUGGAGUUGUUACAAAUACAAAGCUUACUGCAUGUUGUGCUCACAUUUUAAAGACAAAAUUCAGUUAUGCAUAUUCGACCGACUUCCCAUACAGAAUGCAUCAGAUAUUAGAAUGUGAAUUUUUUCUGCUUGAAACUAUGGAUUGCUGCCUGAUAUUAUAUCACCCGUAUCGAUCGCUGACGCAAUACAUGCAGGACCUCAACAACGAUGAACAACUCAUGCAGAUGGCCUGGCGGAUAAUAAACGACAGUCUGAGAACAGACGUUUCUCUUCUAUACCCCCCAUAUCUAAUCUCUCUUGCCUCUCUGCAUUUGGCGUCAAUCAUAUUGAAUAAAGACCUCAAGCAGUGGUUUGCUGAACUCUCUGUCGAUCUGGACAAGCUCUUGGAGAUUACCAAAGAACUAUUAGCACUUUAUGAUCUUUGGAAGACUUUUGAUGAGAAAAAAGAAGUGCCGGCCUUACUCGCUAAAAUGCCUAAACCGAAAGUUAAUCCGUCUAGGCCUUCGUCGCAAGGAGCAAACAGCCAGCAGCAACAACAACAACAACAGCAGCAGCAAGAUAUGAACGUACAGCAGCAGCAACAACAAUCGAAUCAACUCAUGUCCAAUGUUCAAUAGUGUUGCAAUAACGGUGUUGCUAUCUUCAAUUUGAUCUUGCCUCUUGUCAGCCAAAGCAAAGUAAAAUCAAAGAAAGACCAAAGGAUGCAGUUGCAUUCAAAUUUUUGAAUAUAUUAAUUAAUUAAUUAAUUGAUUAAUUAAUUAGUUUAUUGAUUGAAU